This is a messenger RNA of Elaeis guineensis (African oil palm), 1355 nucleotides long. Its product is annotated as protein CHLORORESPIRATORY REDUCTION 6, chloroplastic. NCBI's taxonomy places the organism in Eukaryota, Viridiplantae, Streptophyta, Magnoliopsida, Arecales, Arecaceae. The record is from RefSeq and is a predicted model, not a curated record. Gene Ontology annotation, biological process: NAD(P)H dehydrogenase complex assembly. Gene Ontology annotation, cellular component: chloroplast.
AUGGACAGCAUAGGAUGGAUACGAAACGUGAGGCCUCAAAAUACUUCCAGUGGUAACUAAAGACCCUGCUGGAAAUAAGAAGCUAUGAUGGCCCUCGCCUCUCCCACCACCUCCAGUUAUCCUCUCCUCCCUGUUCUGAGGAGCAAUCCAUCCUCCAAUAUCCAUCCAUUCUUCUCUUUCAGACCCAUGUACUCUCCUCCCAGCCCAAACAUUCGAGCAAGGGUAGAUGUCUCGCCCUCGGUUUCCUUCAAUCCUUCUGGCAGUUUCGAUCUUUCUCUUACUGGAGAUGAUGAAGUCCCACAGGUUGCCCCUCCACUGCCCCCAACCGAAGGGCGCUUCGAAAUCAUCAUCAACAAUGAUGUUAUACGACGUCUUGACCUAUUACCGAUUCAAGCAUUAGCUGGAAAUAACUUUCACACAACAGGUGAUUCUCCACCAGAACCAAGAGAGCUUUUGGAGCACACAGUUGGCUUUACCAUCAAUUAUGAAAGAGAAGAUCCUUACGACACUCGAGAACUAUCAGAAAUCCCUGAUAUAAGGCUCUGGUUUGUGAGACUGGAUGCUUCUUAUCCAUGGUUCCCAGUGGUGCUGGACUGGAGAGCUGGAGAACUUGCAAGAUAUGCAGCAAUGCUGGUUCCUCAUCAGAUAAGUAUGAAACUUGGCAUUGUGUUCAAUCCUGAAGCUCUAGAAUUGUUUGUAAUGAAGAAGGCUUUUAUUGUGUACUCCUGGUUGAAGCAGCAAAAUAUUCCGAAGCCUAAGUUGAAGACAUGUGACAUGGCCAGAAUGCUUGGAUUUGGUUUAGGAGAUGAAUUAUUCGACUUGAUUGACCGACAUCCCCUUCGUCCAUCUUAAAUUUUGAAAUCUUACAACUCUGAAACGUGGAAUGUUAUGUGAAACGACUGGAGUUCUACAUGAACAAUCUUCAUUCUUGUGAAGUGCAUCACUGAAUGAAGAAUGGAUUUCAAUUCAAAGUCUAAAUGAAUCAGCAAAAAGUAACUGAGGACAGGGCAGACUAGAAGAAUACAUUAUUCACUACAUUCUUCAGAGUGAGGUGUUCCAAAGGUAGAAGAAUCUGAUCAAAUGCUUUGGCAAGGUGAUUGGAGUUACACUUCAUUCCAUAAAAUACCUGAUGUAUGUCAUGCACAUCAGAAGUAGAUAUGUUAAUUCUCGAAAUUCUUUCAAUAACAAGGGUACUGUAGAGUAUGUAAUGAUCAAGUUUGCCUUGGGGAACAAAGUAUUUUACUGAUGCCUGCCUUUGUUAGUUUUUAAUGUGCCAAGCAUGCACAGUAUGUUGUCAUUUUUUUUUCCCCUUCUUUGUCAGUCUAUAAAAAUGCUCAAGUUCUCUUCUAAACAAA